Messenger RNA from Myotis lucifugus (little brown bat), 4163 nucleotides. It is a transcript of the gene SPATA31F1, whose product is annotated as family with sequence similarity 205 member A. The record is from RefSeq and is a predicted model, not a curated record. Bases 1 to 4119 code for a protein of 1372 amino acids. NCBI's taxonomy places the organism in Eukaryota, Metazoa, Chordata, Mammalia, Chiroptera, Vespertilionidae. The transcript is spliced from 4 exons.
AUGUUGAGCUUUACUUUUGUUCUUCGGAGUGUUGGAUAUUUCUUAUAUACAUAUGGUGCCAUCUUCCUUAUUAUCCUAAUUAUCUGGCAAGUGAAGAGGAGUUACUAUGGGUUAAGGUUGGAACCUAAAAGGAGCUGCUACCAGUGUCACCAAAAACUCAAGCCAAAAUCUAGGGAUGCAGUAUCAAAAGCUAGGAGACAUUUCCGGAAAGAAACGGAGAAGCCGUGGGAGCUGCUCUCUGUCAUGAAAAGCCAGGGCUGGCUUCCUCAGGAGGGAAGUGUGCGGAGGCUCCUGUGUGCAGAUACCUCCUGCCAAAUCUGCAAUGCCACGGCUCUGGAGAUCCAACAGUUGCUGGUGGAUGAGGACACCCCGAUCUAUGCAACUUCACCAGGACCAUCAGAGGGCUCUCCUUGCCUAAAGAUUUUGCCCAAGUCCAAUAUGUCUUUUGAGCAGAGUCUGGAGCAUCAUUCCACACAUACUCAAAAGCCCUCACUUCCAUCUGCAACCCAAACAGUGUCACAAUUAACAGCCAAGAAGUCCUUAUCCCGGUCAUUUACCCAGUCAGCUGGCCAAUCAGACGAUCCAGUGAGUAUGCAAGAUUACUUGGCUAAAAAUGUCAAUCUAGGACAGAGAAUUCAAAGUCAAGAUAUGCCUAGGUUGCAUGAGACUAUGUCUUCUUUACAGUUCGAAGGGCCUAGAAUUCCGGUGAACCAGCAGGAGGUGACACGACACAAUCUCAACCGUGUGUAUGGGAACCAAGGUCAGCCACCCUUGCAUCCCCAGGUCCCUAUGCUGACCCUGAACCAAGACAUCACUACCCUGACACAUUCUAUGGCCUUGCCUAUGGUCACUGUCCUCCCUUCCUACCUGCCAUUCUCCAGUCCUGAAGUCCUGAGGCUUCUUGAGGUACAUGUAAAAAAGUGGAUGCAUUUCCAGAGGUGGGGACUGCCCAGACGCGUAGAGGAGUCCCUGAGGCAGCUUAUGCCAAACCUACCAUUGUUUUACCAACUUGUAAACAACCAACCAGCUUCUUUCAUACAAAAUGAAUUCUCUGUAGAGAUUUUUGCGCCCAUUUCUUAUCAGACCUGGGGUCCAUGUAUGGCUGGCCAGGCUACCCAGGCAUUCUGGGUUUCUGAAUGGUCCAUUAUAAACCCAGUACAAAGACACCACUACCAGCAAAACCCAAACCACCUGGCUCUAGCCUUGCCCUCUCCAAUAUUUAAAGACUUAAGUGGCCUCUAUCCACUUACUGGCCAACAGGCUAAUGACUCAGUGGGCCAUUUACAGCAGAAACACAUCCAACUGUUCUGUGGCUUACCUUCCCUGCACAGUGAGUCUCUGGCUAAUGCCUCCUCGAGUUCUCUAGAUCACUCCACAGAUGGGAGCACGUCCAAGUUCUCCUUGGAGGAUCCUUUUCUCUUCAAGGAGCUGUCCUUCCUCCCUCUGUUGCCUAGAACUCCACCCCAGUCAGCCCCACCCUCUUCCUCAUCUUCCCCUAAUUGGGUCAUGCCAUCUGAUCAUCAACCAACUCAGAUCCAUGUCCCGUUUCUGACUCUGGCUGAGUGUGAAGCCUUAGAGUGUCACAUGCUGCAGAGGCAGCUCCAGAGUCAGUGGGGUUUGCCAGCUGUUCUGCAAAGAGCUCAGCACACCCAGAACCCUGUGCAAUAUAAGUCUUGUGGCACAGCCCAGUCUCCUAGGAUUGUGAAAACUUCCUGGCCGGGAAAGCCCAUUUCUGUUCUCACAAGAGAGCACGCCCGGAGGCUGCUGGACUUCCACCUCCAGAGGCAGCUGAUUCACCAUCGCUGGGGCUUGCCCCAGAUGAUCCAGCAGUCCUUCCAGUUGCUCCUGGCCCCCACUCACCAGCAGACUCCAUCCUGGAGCAGCACAGCCCUAGCCAAUGUGAGUGUUGCCCAACAUUCAGCCCUAGAGGCUACUGGUGCUGAUGACCCUUUCGCACCCUUUAAGGACCCAGUGUCAGUCCUCAUGCCACACUUAUUAGACCAGGCCAAGGCAAUACUGCAGAGCCACAUCAACUCCAAAUGUGGGCAGAUUCAUGAGGGUAAGGUCCCUGCCCAUGUGUAUAGGUCUUGUGAGUGCCUAAUUCCCGGGGGCCUCAAAGUGGCUCCCUUCACUUGCAUCCCAGAAAGCAAGCUCUUGGAACGACAGGCAGCAACCGACCCUGACCUACAACAGAAAGUUAGGCACCGGAUGCCAACAGUCCCUGAUCAGCAGCAAGAGACCUUCCCAGAUGCUGCCACUGAGCCUCGCAAGCUAACUCCAGCCCUGUCCAAGGAAGUCCUUGAGAAACUGGAGAUGAUUUUACGGCACAAGUAUCUGACCUUCUUAUCAGGGCUGAAUCCUCUUUAUUACGUGGCUCCCUCCAAGGCCAUGGCCCCAGCGAUCACUGCUCAUGCUGCCACCACAGAGGUGGUGCCUGAGGCCGUCAAAAUCUUAAGAGAACCUCUGACUCAGAUGAUCUCACUUGAAGAGCAGGAUCUAAGUCAUGAGCCAUUUUUUCAAGAUACCAAAGAGACUUGUGAAGAAAUUGCAGGUGAUUUUCAGUCUGAAGUGCAAGUGGAAGGAAUGAUUGAGAAGGAGCCUCUAGAAAGGCAGACAGAGUUGGCUCGGCCCUACUUAUUCAAGAAGCCCAUCUUGGCCAAACUAAAUUUCCACCUGAGAAGGAAGAUCUUAGAGAUACAAUGGGGAAUUCCCACAGAGGCAAGGGAGUCCAGGGAACAAACUGGAGCAACCCCAGAGAACACAUCCACACAGGAGUCUCUUGGGAGUCUAAACAACCAAGGAAAAACAUGCCUCCGGGAACUGCCCAUCCCACCAGACAUUCCCUGUACCCCACAUCCAGAGUGGCUCUCCCUUAAGGAACAGUUGUCCACUGAGUUAAAGGCGGUACAGCAGAACCAGAAGCAACCUAGUUCCAGAGCAGCACCCCAUGGUUCUGCCCAGGGGCCCUGCAAGAUGACUCAACCCUAUAGAGACAUGACAGAGGGCCCAGUGCCUUGUGUUCAGCUGGAGGCCAGUGUGAACCACCCCAGCCUGGAGGAGUCCCAGAUCCCUGAGUCCCAAAGCCCUGGCAAGAGCAAGUACUCAGCCCCAGUCCCCAUGCUGACUGAAAAGAAAGAGGACCCAAGGAAACCCAAAUCGUCAGAAAAACGUAGAGAAGGAGAUGCAGGGUUUGUGCUCUUAUCAACAAGAGAAAAAAGCCACCCUGUAGCCCAGAGGCCAAAAGGGAUGCUUCUGAACAGGACACCCCAAAACCCCUGGCUACGGAGACAAGGCUUUCGGAGACAUGGCUUUCGCCUUGAUGCUCUCUGUCAACAGAGUUCCCAGCAUCACCCUCAGCUUAAGCCCCCAGAGCUCCUUCCAGGAGUCCCUGGAGGGAAGGAAUCUAAGAAGAAUGACCUGCAAGACAAUCAAACCGGGCUCAAUGUCAGCCUCAAGGGAGCAAGGAUUCCUAAGAAUGCCCAGCCUGUCGGGCCCCAGGCGUCACAGGCCCAGCCUGUCCUGGCCCAACUCAUUCAGCAUAAGCCAUUACAGGGCCCAACUUUGCAAGGUCAGGUAUUGCAGGGGCAGGUGAUGCCAGCCCAUACUCACAAGAGGCCCAGCCUUCCAGAAUCAGACUUGAGAUAUAAGAUGAAAUCCUUUCUGCAGUAUAUCAACCUCAAGGCAAAAGGCAAAGAGCACAAGGAAUCCAUGUUUUUGACAGCUGUGAACGUGGCCAACACCAGAAAAGAAAAUGUAGCAAAGAGGCUGGCUCCAGCCAAAAGUCCCAUGGAGCAAACUAAGACAGAGAAGAAGAUCAGAGGGGACCCCAAAGUCCCAUCUCCCCUGACUGAGAAGCAGGUGGGCCUGGCCUCCUUGGAAGGCUCCCAUUCCCCAAACAGUAAGCUCAGGCACCGCUCCUGCUCCCAUCAACUCCAGUCUUCCUCAGGCUUAGGCCACCCCCAUCAUUGUCCUCGGCACUGUCCUCAAGUGGCUUGUGCCACCCAACCAGGAUCCCACCCCAACUCUCAACUCUCACCUCAGAGGGAAACGUUGGCCUGCUCAGGAAGACCCAGCACAAUCAAAGGACUUUGUAGGCUCCCCCAUGUCUGCAUCCCUUGAAGGGAUAGCUAUUGUCUUUGUCAUUAAUAUGUAGGUGGGGCACU